GAAAAGAAAAGGGUUAAAGUGCGCAUGCGAGUUUCUGCCUGUCUGCUACAUUGCUAACAAGGAAAAACUCAGGAAGAGAUGAUGGCAGACUCGGGACCCGAGGAAAUAGCGGUGAUCGGGAACACAGACCUCACAUCGGCAGAACUAGAGAACAACAUUAAAAACACGAUGGUCGAGAUUGAGAAAUGGACUAGUCUUCUAAGAAAGAUGGAGAUCAGCGUUGGAGAGGCAGAGAAAAGGACUGGGAAGAAUACAGUCAACAUGCAGGAGAUAUACACUGUUUACCUAAUUGAGACACGGCCGGUUGAUGCUGUGACAGAAGGUAUAAUCCCAGCCCCAGACUCCUUAUGGAGGAGAUACAGCGAGUUUGAGCUACUCAGAAACUACUUGUUGGUCACCUAUCCCUUUGUCGUUGUUGCCCCGUUACCCGAGAAGAGGGCAGAGAUUGUGUGGCACAAGCUGUCAGCGGACAACAUGGACCCAGACUUUGUGGAGAGAAGGAGGGUUGGACUGGAGAACUUCCUGCUCCGAUUAGCCUGCCACCCAGUUCUCUGCAACGACAAGAUCUUCUACAUCUUCCUCACUGAGGAAAAAGGAUGGAAGGAAAUGGUGUACGAGACAGGAUUUCAAGCAAAGGCUGAUUCCAGGUUGAAAGCUAUGAAUGCAGCAUUCAGGGUGAAGAAUCCAGACAAACGGUUUACAGAGCUGAAACACUACAGCGACGAGCUACAGACUGUAGUCUCCCAGCUGCUGAGAGUACGGGCAAGGGUAGCAGAUCGACUGUAUGGGGUGUACAAAGUGCAUGGAAACUAUGGACGAGUCUUCAGUGAGUGGAGUGCCAUAGAGAAAGAGAUGGGAGAUGGACUACAAAGUGCUGGUCAUCACAUGGAUGCGUAUGCUGCUUCUGUAGAUGAUAUUCUGGAGGAAGAGGAGCACUAUGCUGAUCAGCUGAAGGAGUACCUAUUCUAUACUGAGGCACUAAGGGCAGUGUGCAGGAAGCAUGAGUUGACACAGUUUGAGCUGGAGAUGGCUGCACAGGACUUAGCCUCUAAGAAACAGCAGAAGGAGGAGCUGGUCACAGGGACUGUGCGGACGUUCUCACUGAAGGGGAUGACCAGUAAGCUGUUUGGCCAGGAGACUGCAGAGCAGAGGGAGGCUAAGUUACAAGUGUUAGAACAGCAGAUAGAGGAGGGAGAGGAGGCUGUGAAAGAGAAGAACACCGAGAGCGAUGAGUUUGUGAAGACUGCCUGGAUAGACAUUGAGCACUUUAAAGACCAAAAGGACCGGGACCUGAAGGAGGCCCUGAUUAGCUAUGCAAUCAUGCAGAUCAGCAGGUGUAAAAAGGGAAUACAAGUGUGGACCAACGCAAAGGAGUGUUUCAACAAGAUGUGAUCUUCAGGGCCGAAACAGGCCCUCCAAACAAACAGCAAAACAGAACAUGCUUCUUUUCAGGGGACUCCUCCUGGGGAUGCAUCCCAAAUUGCACUCUAUUCCCUAAAUAGUGUGCUACUUUUGACCAGAGCCCUGUGGGGUCUGUUCACUAUAUAGGGAACAGGGUGCUUUUUGGGACAGAUUCCUGGACACAGUCCCUAUGAUCCUUAUGGCAACAUUGAUCCUGUACGCUCAAGAACAAAUAAAUAAGAAUU
Messenger RNA from Oncorhynchus mykiss (rainbow trout), 1646 nucleotides. RefSeq names its product sorting nexin 4 (gene snx4). Gene Ontology annotation, cellular component: early endosome membrane; SNARE complex; plasma membrane. NCBI's taxonomy places the organism in Eukaryota, Metazoa, Chordata, Actinopteri, Salmoniformes, Salmonidae. The record is from RefSeq and is a predicted model, not a curated record. Gene Ontology annotation, molecular function: phosphatidylinositol-3-phosphate binding. Gene Ontology annotation, biological process: positive regulation of autophagosome assembly; protein transport.